AUGUACAAUUAUCAUCCUAAAAAUUGGAUUUAUGCCGAGUGCUGUAAAAAUGGGUUUGUUCACAACUUAUGCAUGCAAAAAUACGCCUUAAGCGCUGGCUACUAUUUGAAAUGCAUUUGGUGUAAGAGCGGGGAAUUUCGAGAUGCGGUAAAGCUGCAGGGCAUAUUUGUGCCGGAUCGUGAUGCAAAGUGGGAGCUUGAGCCGAAUGCCUACAGAGAUUUGCAUUGCGGCUACAAUCGUUGUGACAUGACAAAAUGCAAUUGUCCUAGAGGGCGUGAAUACGUUGAAUAUAUAGAAGGACGUAAGUGGUUUUUGACCGUAUGCAAGCUUUGUGGCUCCUUUGGUGCUCAUAAUCCGACUUGCAUACCGGGAUUUGAAAAUUCCAAAGAAAAGGUUGAAGACUUCAAAUGCGAUAGGUGCUUGACAAUCGAACAUUCUCUUUGCUUAUCGCCUAAAGCAGAAAAAAGUAUUAAUGGAUUGUUUGAUGCGAGUCUUUAUAUAAGCAAAGCUCAAAUUAACCCACCAUCACCAUUUUUGCUACAUGGAAAUUCAGAAUUUUCAGACGAUAGUACGUCUUCGAUGGUUACGGUUAUAUUCUCUCAAAACAACAACAAUGGAAAAAGCGUUCCUGAUGAAGUAACAGACACAAAUGGUUUAGUUGAGAACAUUGACGAACCUGUGCAGGCUUUAACUUCAGGCAUGGAUCGACUCUGUUGCGACCCCAAUGAUGAUGAGAAUGUCCAUCUAGAUAUUGAUGAAGUGCAAUCAGAUGACGAAUUCUUAAUUUUAGAUAUGUACGAAUUCACUGAUUCUCUCGAUUGCUUGGCCAAAGUUAAGGUUAAAGUAAAACUUAAUGAUGCACGUUUUGCUGGCAAAACGUUGGAUGAAAUAAAAUGUAGUAAAAAUUUGAUUAAUGCAGAAGAUAUUGUUGAGCGCAGUGGCGAUCUAAGCAUUAUAAACGAAUUUGAUAAAAUUAUUGAUGCUUUGAAAUAA
Molecule: messenger RNA, 993 nt
Organism: Glossina fuscipes
Lineage: Eukaryota; Metazoa; Arthropoda; Insecta; Diptera; Glossinidae
Product: G2/M phase-specific E3 ubiquitin-protein ligase-like
Exons: 1
Coding region: 1-993 (330 amino acids)
Cellular component (GO): nucleus
Source: RefSeq, a predicted model, not a curated record